UGGUGAGCCGAGAGGAGAGGAGGAAAGUGAGAAGGGGAGGAGAAGGGAGUACAGGAAACAGAGAGGAGCAGAGGAGAGGGGCGGCUAGAUAAACCAGGGCAGAAAGCAUCAUGAUAGGAUUUAGGUGUGUCCUUUGCUUGUAGAGUUUUCAUUCAUACAACAGGCAGAGAAUAUAGAGCACACACUCAGCUCACGCACAUCCACGUGCAUUUACAAACAUACAUUUCUAGCUUUGGGAAGGGACCAAACCCCUCCCCUGUGACUCCAGGGGAAGAGAGGAGGCGGCAGAUUUUACAGCUUCACACACACACACACACACAUACACACACACUUUCUUUCUUUUUGUGUCCUCACACACACACACCCUGAAGAAAAGCAUGUGUUUCAGAGUGGACUAGCGACAGAAGGAUGCAUCAUGAAGUCUCAGCAGAAGUGCAUCAUGAUCUUUGCCCUGGUGUGCUGCUUUGCCGUACUGGUGGCGCUGAUUUUCUCCGCUGUGGACGUUUGGGGCGAGGACGAGGACGGGAUCACAGAGGAGAACUGUAGCAAGAACUGCAGGGCAGUGCUUGUUGAAAACAUCCCUGAUGACAUCUCCUUCUUGGACAAUGCUACAUCCCACCUUCCCCUCUCAGUGGGCCUGUUCAGCUUACUGGAUAACGCUAUACGGGCUGUGGAGAUAGUUUCCCCGCUGUGGCUCCUCAACUCCUCUGAUUAUGAAUCCAGCUUCCAGCCUGCUGCCAGACAGGGUAAAGCACUGCUGUCCCGGCUGCAGGGGCUGAAAGCUAAAGGGAUCCAGCUGAAGAUCUCCAGUGGGAAUAUCAACUCAACUGAGCUCAAGACACUCGCUAAAUACAAUGCUGAGAUCCACUAUGUGAACAUGACAGCGCUGACCAAAGGCCACCUCCUCUCCUCCUUCUGGGUGGUUGACAGGAGACAUAUCUACAUUGGCAGUGCCAGCAUGGACUGGAGAUCUUUAGCCAUGAGGAAGGAGCUGGGUGUGAUGUUGUACAACUGUAGCUGUCUGGCCCUGGAUCUCCACAGAGUGUUCAGCCUCUACUGGGGGCUCCAGUACAAAGACUUCAUCCCCUCCUUCUGGUCCAAGCGUCUCUUUGCCCUCUUCAACAGGGACGAACCACUAGAGCUCACUCUCAACAGCACAAAGGCUCAGGCCUAUGUCUCUAGCUCUCCAGAUGUUUUCAUUCCUAAAGAGCGCAGCAGUGAUCUUGAAGCUAUUUCCAGAGUCAUUCAGGAGGCUCGCCAUUUCAUAUACAUCUCCAUCAUCGACUAUCUGCCCCUCCUGAGCAGCAACGCUAGCAGGUACUGGUCACGUAUUGACAGUCUUAUCCGGGAGGCUCUGAUCCUAAGGAAGGUCCGAGUGCGUCUGCUGAUAAGUUGCUGGGAAAAGACUCAUCCACUUUCUUUCAACUUCAUCUGGUCCUUGAGGAGUCUGUGCAUGGAGCAGGCCAACUGCUCACUGGAAGCUAAGUUCUUCAGCCCCAGAGUGCAGCGGGACGGCAGUCUUCAGGGAAUAAACCAUAACAGGUUUAUGGUGACAGAUCGGGCCAUUUAUUUAGGUAACCUUGACUGGAUGGGAAAUGAGUUUGCCUACAACGCAGGAGUCGGCUUGGUGAUCAGUCAUCCAGAGGGCAUCGAGGACAGAAACUCUACAGUGGUGGACCAGCUUCGAGCUGCUUUCGAGAGGGACUGGUUUUCACAUUAUACUCACUCUCUGCAGGCCAACAAGAUCCCCGUCUGCAACAAGCACCACAUUAACAGGCUGGUGCCAGUCAAAGCCAGCCACAUAGACAAUGUACCAGUGCCUAUCAAAACAGGUCACCAUGAUAACGUCCCUGCACCUAUGAGAAACAAUCACAAGGACGACAGACAGAGGGCAAUUAAAACAAGACACCACGAGGACAGACUUAGCAAAGUAAGUGGCCAAGGCAAGGCCAAUGGAAUGGUACCAAUCAUGGACAGUUACCAAGAGAGGGGACACGUGAAAAUGAGUCACCUUGACACCAGACAGGCGCAAAUCAAUGAUAAUUACCGUGACAAUCCAACAUUUCCACCCAGUCAAUCAGCAGAGAGCAGUGGCAGCCGAGAGAUCUUGAACGUGCCCCUGUGACCACUGAACAUUGUAUGUUCCUUUUUAACAACUGAUGUUUGCUCUCUUCCAGGGAUGAUCGACUUGAUACACUGGGUCUCGUAGCAUUUUAUUAUCACCACUUUGAAGAACCUGAAGAUUUUUGUAAAAUCUGAUUUGAAGGACUUGACAAUGCAGAUGGAAGAACUUAGAAAGGAAGAAAAGGCUCCACUGCAGUCUGGCACUUUUCAUGAACUUUUUUAAGGAUGAAACCAAAACAUUAAGAAACACUGAUCAAUACACUGAGUUAUAACCUACAACCUUGCUACUUCUUUCACUUUUUCCCUCCUUGUUUAGUGCUCCCUAGCAAAACAACAACAACAAAAAAACAUAUGAAGUCUAUUUGAUCGCCUAACUAUUGCCCACCUUAGCAGUUUUUGGCAGUCAGUAUCUGACAUCCUUUAAAAAGGGGCACAGAGGGGAGGAUAUGCUGCACAUUUACUUGCAUUAGCUACAUUUAGCAUUUAACUUACCUCCUAAAAUAAUGGAAGAAUUACACUACAGCUUUUCAAGUCAUGGAUAUCUUAUUGCUGUUGCACUAUGAUUUCUAGUGAAAACUUUGGCCUAGUUUGAAAUAGUUUUGAGCAUUCUCAGCAGUUUUCUCAGUGAGUUAAUCAGCAUCAAAGACUGUGUAUAAAAUGUAGACGUAACACCUUUGACGUCACUUUUUGGUCAUUUACUACUCUCUUUGAAGCCCCAACUUUGGCAUUUCGGCUGCUUCAUUUAAAAAAAAUCUGGAGCCUGAAGUGAACAUAUUUAGAUAUUUGAGGUGUGGAGCUGGAGAGGAGAAAGGGUUUAGCAAAGCUGUGUUACAGCUAUCUCUACAGUAGGUGUGUUUGCAAUGUGUAACAAUUCCUUAUGAUGUUAAUUGAGGAUUAUGAUUCUGAAAAACCAAAGACUGGCUCUUAAACCCAGUAUACUUACAUUAAAAACGAACAGCUUACUCCUUAGAGCAUCUAUUAGUAUAUUAGAACAACUGAAAAGAUAAUUUCCAGGCCCUGUGGUAGCAUAUUGUCAAUCACAAGCCACCACACCUAAGAGCAUGCCCUGAUUUUUACCUUUCUCUCUUUAAGAGGGACCACAAUGAAAAAAUGAACACCAUGCUGUGUUGAAAAAUAGCCGAAAGUAUCAACUACAACUUAAGACCAAGAGUCGCCCCCUGCUGGCUGUUAUUGUGGUGUCAGGUUGAAAGCACUUGAGCACUGGUUCCACUUUUCAUUACCAGAGCUAACAUCCACGUCUUACAUUCAGUCUAGCAUAUCAAAUGCAUGAUAAUAGACACUUUAAACUGUAGCCUUACAUAUAACCACAGAUAACGCUGGCUGACACUGAUUACUACAAAUGCUCACUUAGACUUUAACUGAUCUAUAAUUACAACAGUAUUAACACACUGAAUGGUUAUUGAAUGUUUACAUUAAAGCAACAAAAAUGCUAUUUAGUUUAGACUCAAAACCACACUCAUACUGAGCAACCUCCAGUGUGAAAUAGUGAAGCCAAAGUAGAAGUGCUUAAAACUGCUGUUCCUUAAGUCUCCACUUGGGGCUGGCCCCAAAAGCCCAGGGCCCGUAUGCACGUCCAGCCAUUACACAAACGGGAGCAUUAGUCUUUUGGCUGUAGAGUUAGCUGCAUGCACGACUGCAAAUAAUUGGCCAAUUAACUAAUUGUGCCAUGAAAGCGAGGCUGGUGCAAAACGUCACAUGUCCAGGAAACCUCCUGGAAAACCCCCUAUCCAACAAAUUAGAAUUGUGCACGCCUACUACGCAUAAACAACAAUAAACAUGGCCAGCGGUACCGGUGUGACUGAGAGAAGAUCAAGAAAAAAAAAUUUCAGCGGAAGAAAUUGAUAUUUUAUUCCAAGAAUGUAGAAUGAUCAAACAGCUAUUAUCGGCAAGUCAAUCUUCAAAGAUAACAAACAAGGAGAAAGGGAAAGUUUGGCUUAAGUUAAUGUAUGUGGUGUUUCUGAGCGCACGGUAGAAGACCUAAAAAAUAAAAUAAGCAACAUGAAAGCAGCUUUACGCAACAAGCACAGCCACCAAGAAUUAUGUUGUGUCUCCUAAAUUUAAAUUUGCUGUAUAUUUCGACAUCAUCAUACUUUUCCAAAGGAUUCGUUCGAUCCCUAGAUAUCCGUUGUCUUCACAUAUUUCAUCUUAAACGGUAACGCAAACAGUAAUAGUGCCGUUAGCACCUGUAAUGGUGGGGUCUACUGCAAUUAAAUCUAAUGCUUUGUUGGGGCGUUUACCUGGCUCAUGCAUAACACUAAUUGAUUUUUUGUCUUAAAAGCCCCAUUGCUCUUUUUUUUAAAAACUGUGCAUGGGAGAAUAUUUUUUAACUAAUGACUUUGAAGUCAUAAUUUUAAAAGUUUAGGCAGGGCUGAGGCAUCUAAAGGUCUGCCUCAACUUCAGGUCAACCAACUGUUAGGUUGAGUCAGCAUUUCCAAUAUAAUGAUCACCAUCCCCGGGCUUUCUCUGCUUCAGAAACCAAUGGCUGAUGUCAAUUAGAUUACAUCCAUGUUGUAUACAGUCUACAGGUGACCCAGUAUAUGAACUAUGGCUCUAAAGCGAUUGAUCGUGUCCAUCAUUUCUUCAUAUCAAUACCUUCGGAAUUAAACACUGCACAGAGUAGUUACAUAAUCCCUGACAUGAUGCAUCGUUAAUCUCUCCACAGCAGGGUGGUGGACGUUUUAUUUUAUGGAGGACGUAAGGGGAUUAGGAGACGCCACUAUUGUACAGCGUUUCUUACAUAACACAAAUAUAUUAUGGGGUGUAAUUUUCAAUCAAUUUACAUUAACAAAUGACAGCCUUCAUUUGUUUAAGUCGAAUGCAGGUUUUUUUUCCCCCUGAGGAAAACAAGCUAUUGGUCUGAAAGGGACCUUAUGGAUAAUUAUUCCAGUCUCCAUAUAGACACCCACGACACAAAGAGGAGUCAAAUGAUUAUCUAUAGUAUUCUAACAAAUGCAGUGUAGUGACCUAUUGGACAAAUACUGAAGGAGCAUUUAGAAGAAGGGGCCAGAGGGUCUGUGCUGUCAGACAAAUCAAUACACUGAAUUUUUAACAGAGCUUGACAGUUGCAAUUGCUGCAGUUUAACCUCAAGGACAUGCUGCUCUGUAAUGUCAUGUCUGUAAUUGUAUAUAUCUAUCACCUUUACCAUGUGCAGGUAGAGCUCAAAAAUACAAGAUUGUAAGCAAAAGUAUUGACUCAUUUACCCUUGUCUGAGAGCGUUUUGCUGCUUUCAUUUUAAUUGGAUGAUUGCAUGACAGUUGCAGAUCUUUACAUACUCUUAGCUGUGUGUGAAGAUUUUUGUAACAGUGCUUGUAGGUUUACAAUGUAGAAUCAGUUUUACCUUCUGGAGCCAUAUAUCAAGAAAUCUGAAGAACACUUAGAGAGCAACAUAGUGAUUUUUCAUAAACAAUAUGUAGGGUGAUAUGGUCAGCACUUUAAUGUGAAACUAGCACGGGCGUAAUAUGUAUUCUGGAGUUACACUGCAAGAAGGGUGAGGGGCUUUAUUGAGGGUGACGUUUUUGGAAAUAUCACAAUAUUUCAAACACAGUGCAUGGUUCUAGUCUCUGUGUUCUAUAGGCUAAAUAUAAGCCAUAAUACAGACUAAGUUUUUUCAUACAUGCUUCUUGAAUAUGUGCAGGUUUGGCACCUGUAGCUGAACUCCUAAUCCCACAAUUGGCAUUAAAAAAAACACAGGAACAUUGAAAUCUAGCUGUGAUGAGUGAAUUCUGCCAUCUAGAGGAUGUCAUAGGGAUGAACAUUUCACCUAAGUUUAUCUGCAGCAGUGUUUGUUGAAUCAGCCUCGAACCAGAUUACAAGUGGGUUCACUCCUGUGUUUAUAUUUCUCGUCUUAUACAAAAUGUUUUGAGGGCAGCAUCAAGGCAAUGUAAGGGAUUGUGCUGCUCAAGUUUGAACUGGAUUUACCUUGUAUUGGUAUGACAGGAUCAGAUGAUUAGUCUUUUAUAAAAACAAAUAAACAUAUUUUACUCUUAAAUUAGUACAGGAAGUUCAUAUUUCAAGUAUAAAACAAAAUUAAUGUAAUAAUAAUGUCAUAACAGUGACACAUUUUAAAUCUAACAUGCAAAACUUGAAUACUUGCUGCUGUAUGUGUGCCCAAACCUUUUAUGUACCUUAAACAGUAUUAAACACCUACACUGAUAUGAAGCAAAAACAAAUGUUUCUUUUUCACACAGAGCUGUACAACUUGAACACACACGCACUACAUCAACACACUGUACUGCUUGUAAUCUGACAGCUGGUCUGGAGUCAGGGUUGCUAUGUUACGCUGCUAUUAUCUUUGAUUGUCUCACUGAGAGAGGGCAGGAGUGCUGCUAAUGCUCCUGUAUUUACAUAUAUAUGUAUGUAUUUAUGUGAAUUAUUUUAAAAUAUUUUGUUCAUUAAAAAGGACUAUUUUAGCAGGGAACAGGACUACAUCUUUAAUGGGACAUUUUCAGCAGGGAGACACGGCUCACACAUGCUGAGGUUUAAAAUCAGCAACAGUUAACAGUCUGCCACAUGUUAACAUCAAUUUAAUGAAAAAAAAAAAGAAUGUUUUUGUAUGACAGUCUGUCUCAUAUGAUUUAAGAAAGUUCAGCAUUUCUGAGUCCUUUGUCAAGUAUAUGUUUUGCUUUACUGAAAGACAGAGGGCAGCACUAUAUGCUUGCUGUUAAAGCUUUUUAAUGUUGCCUACCUUUACUCUGUUGCAUUCUUCGGCAUGCCUGCUGCUUGCAUGCCCUGCCUUUAUGAACUGUGCACAGUAGAGCCUUUCUAGAGAGUAUGAUAACAAUGAAAUCUUAUAUACCUUUAAGAAUAAAGAAGGAAUGUAUAUUUAUUGAAACCUCUUGCUAAUGCACACUACUGAAUAAACUGAUUGCUAAGUUUUUACUCUUAAUAAAAAAAUAUUUACUCUUG
Notolabrus celidotus (New Zealand spotty) is the source of this 7051-nucleotide messenger RNA. RefSeq names its product inactive phospholipase D5-like. The transcript is spliced from 10 exons. The coding region runs from base 416 to 2125 and encodes 569 amino acids. The record is from RefSeq and is a predicted model, not a curated record. Gene Ontology annotation, molecular function: catalytic activity. NCBI's taxonomy places the organism in Eukaryota, Metazoa, Chordata, Actinopteri, Labriformes, Labridae.